Molecule: messenger RNA, 1914 nt
Organism: Rhizophagus irregularis DAOM 181602=DAOM 197198
Lineage: Eukaryota; Fungi; Glomeromycota; Glomeromycetes; Glomerales; Glomeraceae
Source: RefSeq, a predicted model, not a curated record
AUGUCUGAUAAUAAGCAAAUGCAAAAUACCGAAAAUACAAAUGAAUGGAUUAAUUGGAUUGAAGAAGCUAUUGUUAAAGAACAUUUAAAAUAUUACGAAUACAAAGAAUUUAGUAACUUUCAAGAAAUUGGUACCGGAGGUUUUGGAAAAGUGUAUCGUGCAAAGUGGAAAAACUUAGAAAAAAGUUUUGCCUUGAAAUCUUUUUUUAGUCUUAAUAAUAUCACUAUGAAAGAAAUUGUUCAAAAUCAUCUUAAUAAUAAUUAUAUGUUGGUAAUAGAAUACGCUGACGGUGGCAGUCUUCGAAAUUAUUUAAAGGAAAAUUUCGGUGAACUUACCUGGGACGAUAAGUACCUUAUGGCGUAUCAGUUAGCUUGCGCAGUAUCAUGCUUGCAUGAUGAGAAGAUUAUUCAUCGUGACUUGCACUCUGGCAAUAUAUUAGUCCAUAAAAACACGAUCAAAUUAGCGGAUUUUGGUCUAUCAAAAAGAAUUGGAGCAUCGUCCAACUUUCAAUCUAAAUUAUUUGGGAUGGUUCCUUAUGUUGAUCCAAAAAGUUUUAGCAGACGAAGAAAUAAUAAUCAAAUGUUUACAUUAAAUGAAAAAAGUGAUGUUUACAGUGUUGGCGUAUUAUUAUGGGAAAUUUCUAGUGGACAACCUCCUUUUUAUGCUGAAGAUGAACAUUAUGACGUUGGAUUAAUUUAUGACAUUUCACAAGGUCAUAGAGAAACGGUUGUUCCCGACACCCCCGAAGAUUAUAUAAAAAUUUAUACUAAAUGUUGGGACGGUGAGCCUGAUAAUCGACCUACUAUUUAUCAAGUAGUUGAUUGGUUAAAAGCAAAGAUUACAAAAACAGAUAUAAUAACGGAAAAUCCUCAAUUAUCAGAUGAACAAGAACUUAAUGAGGUUCCUUUAAGCACCAAUAAUUCAGAAUCACAAGGAGAUUUAUCUCAACUUAUCCAAAAUUUUAAUAAAAUGAAUACAAAAGAAAUUGAUAAUAUAGUAGUAUCAAGUGAGCAAGAGAUACUUUUAAAUGAAAAGGAUUUAAAGGAUUUUAACAGAAAAGAUUUUAGCAUUAUAGUUGAUGAAAUAAAUGAUUUAAUUUAUAAAUUAUGUAAUAAAGGAAUUGAAUGGAAAUUAGUAAGAGAGCAAGUUAUUGAAUAUUUUAAUAAUUAUAAUACAAAUUCACAAGAAAUUAAUAAUUGGUUAUUAAAUAAUCAAAAUAAUUCAAAUUCCAUUUUUUUACUUGGAUAUUUUAAUUUUUAUGUAAUUGAGACAAGCCGAAAUUAUGAGAAAGCAUUUAAAUUAUUUAUUAAUUCAUCAGAAAAAAAUCAUAUAUUAGCACAAUCUUUUGUUGGUGGAUGUUAUCAAUAUGGAAAUGGAACUAAAAAAAAUGAAAAGUUAGCUUUUAAAUAUUUUGAAAAAUUAGCUAAUAAAAAUUUCACACAUGGACAACUUAAAAUUAGUUAUUGUUAUGAAAAUGGAAUAGGUAUUGAAAAAGAUUUAAAAAAGGCUUUUUAUUGGUAUGAAAAAGCCGCAAAUAAUGGAAAUAUAUUAGCUAAGCAUAAUCUUGGUCUUUGUUAUAAAAAUGGAAAAGGGGUUGAAAAAGAUUAUAACAAAGCUUUUGAAUUGUUUAAACAAUCAGCUGAUGGAGGAUAUUUAGGUGGAAUAACAAUGUUAGGAAAUUGUUGUUUUUAUGGUAUUGGAACUAAAAUUGACAAGCAAAAAGCAUUUGAACUAUGUCAAAAAUCAGCGAAUUUAGGACAAAUGGUAGGACAAUCUAAUCUUGCUUUGAUGUAUGAAAGUGGAAAUGGAAUUAUAAAGGACAUGGAUAAAGCGAUUUAUUGGUAUGAAAAAUCUGCCAAACAAGGUUAUCAGGAUGCACAAAAUAGAUUAGAAAUACUUCAAAAAAAUAAAUAA